GUCCUCCUCUCCGCCCCCGCAUGCCGAUGCCAGAAGUCCCUGGGGAGUGGCUGAAGUUGUAAAUGUCCCGGCUGCAGCUACAGACGCCAUGAGGUACCAACGCGAGUGACGCGCAAGGUUGCGGUCGUUCCCCGGAUUUAUGGAAUUAUAUAUUCCACGUCCCUCUCGUAUAUAACAUAUCGGCCCCUUGUGACACUCUCCCAGGAAAUAGAGACAGCAAAGUGCAAGCAAGCAACUCCCUACCUACAUAUCAUACGAGCAGUAAAGCAUCGCCCUCGCCAGCCAUUCCCGGUCCACGUCUGCCCUUCCGCCUGCUCGGUUCCUCAGUGAUCAGAAGAUCCGUCCCCACAGUCUUCACCCGCACCUACAUCCUCUCCCCGCCAACAAUGUCUGCCCCCAUCAUGGAGAACCCCCUGCACGUCAUCGUCGUCGGCGCCGGCCUCGGCGGUCUGGCCGCGGCAAUCGCAAUCCGCCAGUCCGGGCACCAAGUCACGGUCUGCGAGCAAGCACCGGCACUCGGCGAGGUCGGAGCCGGAAUCCAGAUCCCGCCCAACUCGGCGCGCAUCCUGGAGCGCUUCGGCAUCGGCGAGGAGAUCCGCCGGCUGUCGGUGCUCCCGCAUGCGUUCGUCAUGCGCUCGUAUAAGGGCCCCGAGCUCAACCGUCAGCCCAUGCUGCCGUACUGCGAGGAGACGUACAAGGCCCCCUACCUGCACAUUCACCGUGCCGACUUCCACAACGUCAUGAUCAAGCGGGCGGAGGAGAUUGGUGUUAAGGUUGUGCUCAACGCCCAUGUCAACGAGAUCGACUUCUCGGCCCCGAGCGUUACGCUCGCCACCGGCGUGACUAUGACUUGCGACCUCGUCGUUGCCGCGGACGGGCUCAAGAGCAAGUGCCGCGAGCUGUACGUCGGGCACGCGGACCCGCCGCACAACACGGGCGAUCUUGCGUACCGCAUUCUCGUCAAGGCGUCCGACAUGAAGAAGGACCCGGAUUUGGCGCAGUUGACGGAGGUGCCCGUCAUCAACUACUGGAUGGGCCCUGGUGCGCACGCGGUCUGCUACCUGCUCAAGGGAGGCGAGUUGUACAACAUUGUCCUCGUGUGCCCCGACAACCUGCCCGAGGGUAUGGCGCAGCAGGAUGCCGACCUCCAGGAGCUGAGGGAUAUCUUCGCUACCUGGGACAUCAGGCUGCAGAAGCUGCUGGAGCUUGUGCAGAAGACGUUCAAGUGGAAGCUGCAGAACUCCAAGGAGAUGGACUCCUGGGUGCACCCCGAGGGCAAAUUCUGCCUGCUCGGCGACGCCUGCCACGCGACACUCCCCUACCUCGCGCAAGGCGCCGCACAAGCCGUCGAGGACGGCGGCGUUCUCGGCGGGCUCCUGGCACACGUCACCGCCGCGGACAAGGACAACCUUCGGCCGCUGCUGGACUCAUACGAGCGGCUGCGCAAGGCGCGCACCACCGCGGUGGUGCAGGGCUCCACCGACCUGCAGAACGUCUUCCACCUGCCUGACGGCGCCAAGCAGCAGGAGCGCGACCGCAUCAUGCUUGAGGACAACCCCACCGAGGGCUUCCCAAACAGGUGGAGAGACCCAGUGUUCCAGAAGUUCCUGUUCGCGUACGAUGCGUUUGGCGAGGCCGAGAAGGCCUGGGAGGUCCUCGCGGAGGAGUACAAGCGAGGUGAGUAAACUCGCUGCUGUGCGGAUGUGCAAAUGGUGGAUCAGCGGUUUGACUUGCGGAUGUGCGCGGCAGUCAGGAGGUCGGUGUUGAGUAGAUUGUAAAAUGGCGGGGGAUAUGUUUGUGCUCGGAUUUGGAUUUUUUUUUGUACUGUAUAUAUCGCGUGGAGUUUAGGAUGAAUGGACAUGGAAUGGACUUGGUUGGGUUCAAAAUUUCGAAGUUGGUUACCUGGAUACAUUGUCGUUUCGUCUAGAGCUUUAUGGUGGAUUGUCUCUUCGGCAUCGGAUCAAUGCUGUGGGAUAGACAUUGAGGUCACUGUUUGGAUGAAGAAGGCUCAAUCACAGCUAGAGUCGUAUCAGGGUG
Tricharina praecox is the source of this 2037-nucleotide messenger RNA. RefSeq lists its product as uncharacterized. Gene Ontology annotation, biological process: secondary metabolite biosynthetic process. The record is from RefSeq and is a predicted model, not a curated record. Gene Ontology annotation, molecular function: monooxygenase activity; FAD binding. The coding region runs from base 387 to 1685 and encodes 432 amino acids. The transcript has 4 exons. Lineage: Eukaryota; Fungi; Ascomycota; Pezizomycetes; Pezizales; Pyronemataceae.